UUAAUCCUCACAGUGUGCAGAUAUUACAGUUGCACAAUGGCAGACGUGCUUGAAUUUUGUGUGAAAUGGAGUGGCAAAGAAUAUAUGAUUACUGCAUUGACAGCGCAACAAACAGUCUCAGAUAUGAAGAUAAUUAUACACAAGGAAACAGGGGUACUUCCAGAACGUCAAAAACUCCUCGGGUUGAAGUUUAAAGGGAAAGUAGCUGAUGACUCAGUUGUCCUUGGCGAUCUUAAACUUAAACCAGGAACCAAAAUCAUGAUGAUGGGUACUCGAGAAGAGGAAAUAACUAAGAUUGUUGAGCCUCCACCAGACUUACCCGAGGUUGUAAAUGAUUUUGAUAUUGAAGAAGAUGAAAUUGCUAUAGAAAAUAGAGAGGAAUUCUUACAGAAGAUAGAAAAAAGAGUUAAAGACUAUAAAAUAGACAUUAUUACUGAACCAAGAGAUGGAAAGAAACUUCUUGUUCUUGAUAUAGACUACACAUUAUUUGAUCACAGAUCUGUGGCAGAGACUGCUAACGAGUUAAUACGACCAUUCCUGCAUGAGUUUCUCACAUCGGCAUAUGACGACUACGAUAUUGUUAUUUGGUCUGCCACAGGUAUGAAAUGGAUUGAAGUAAAGAUGAAAGAGCUAGGGGUGACUUCACAUACAGAAUAUAAAAUCUGUUUCAUGAUUGACAGUGGGGCCAUGAUCAGUGUUCAUUCACCAAAAUAUGGAGUUAUUGAU
Molecule: messenger RNA, 726 nt
Organism: Ruditapes philippinarum (Manila clam)
Lineage: Eukaryota; Metazoa; Mollusca; Bivalvia; Venerida; Veneridae
Product: ubiquitin-like domain-containing CTD phosphatase 1
Biological process (GO): protein dephosphorylation
Cellular component (GO): nucleus
Molecular function (GO): protein serine/threonine phosphatase activity; protein binding
Source: RefSeq, a predicted model, not a curated record